AUGCCACCUAAGAAAGUAGCAAUAAUCGGUGGUGGUCCCUCAGGCCUAGUCACAGCCAAAACCCUUCUUCAUAAUUUCCCGCGCGGGACAUUCUCUCCAAUCAUCUUUGAUGGCCAGGACAAAGUCGGAGGUCUGUGGUCAAGUCACCAUCAUUCUCCCAAUCAGGCCAAUGCACCCCCGGUUACACUAGACCCUCGAAUGAGGACAAACCUGAGCCGCUUCACGGUCGCUUUUUCGGAUCUUGACUGGGAGUCUGUGAUUCCCAAUGCGGAUGUUCCGGUUUUUCCUCAAGCGAGACAGGUUGGCGAGUACUUGGCCUGUUAUGCAGAGCGGUAUAUUCCAACCCAUGUGCUUAGGCUAGGGUGUAGUGUGGUAAAGACUGUGCGAAAGGCCGAGGAUGGAGGUGACCCCAGGUGGAAUGUUCAGUGGGUUCAGAAGAGUGCGGCGGAAUCUCAGCCGGGAUAUGAAUCACUAGACGAUUUAGUGUCUUCGGAAAAUUUCGACCUGAUUGUCAUCGCCUCCGGAUACUUUGCCCAGCAGUAUAUUCCAGAUAUACCAGGUUUAAAGCAAUUCCAAGGCAAAAUUAUCCACAGCUCUUCACUUCAUUAUGAGCGAGAGCAGCUUCUUCUUAAUAAGAAUGAUUCGAAUGGCCAGAUCGUCGUCAUCGGCGGCAGCAUGUCAGGCGUCGAAGCCGCAUCUGCUGUGGCUCUCCGCCAAUCUUCGUCUAGACUUUCCACAAACAGAUUCCCACAUACCCAAGAGACAAAAGUGCAUCAUAUACAUUCAAGACCAUUCUGGACUUUACCAACUUACCUCCCCCAUCAGUCGCCCGAUGGGAGUCCAUCGUUUUUACCGUUGGACUUGGCCAUGUACGACCUAGGCCGCCGACCCCCGGGUCCAAUAGAUUACGCCUUGGGCCCGAUCCCAGAGGAAAAGGCAGUCAAAACAAACAGCUACUUCCACUCCUUGCUUGGCAGUGAAUACGAGAAAUAUGCGCACAUGGACUCAACUCACAGCGCCGAAGAAUCCAGAACCCAGCCACCAUGGGUCGCCAUAGGCAAUGAUUACGCCGAGUUCGUCCGAUGUGGAGCGAUUCAGACAUCGAUGGGCCGGGUGACUUGUGUGCAUUCUGAUCCGGAUACUAAGCAAGCUUCAGUUCAGUACGAAGGGCCUGACGGGAAAACCAAGACGAUAGAAAAUGUGGCAACGAUAGUCAUGGCCACCGGAUUCACACCGUACAAGUCAUUGUCACUGCUACCAGAAGAAGUGUUGACGACACUUGAAUACUUCAAAACGGACCCCUUCUCGCCGUUGAUUCUCGACAAGGGAGGCACCGUCCGCUCGGAGAUCCCCGAUCUCGGAUUCGUCGGAUUCUACCGCGGCCCGUACUGGGGCGUGAUGGAGAUGCAAGCGAGGCUCCUUGGCAAACUAUGGAGUGAAAAGGAAACCGGCGCGCUCUGCGAAACAGAGGACCAGAAACAAAGCCUCCGCAGUCUCAGAUUGGCACACCCGGAUCUAGCCCGUGGUCAGUUCCCCAUGGGCGACUAUGUCGGAUUGAUGGAGUCGUUUGCCAAGGAUCUGGAUAUUAGUCGCUCGGCACUGGAUCCAGGUGAUAGUCGAUCCGGACCCGCUAUUCCUGCAAGGUAUCUUUAUGGCGAUGCCCCGACGCCAGGUACAGAGAGUGAGGCGGAGAGGACACUGGAUGCUUUGCGCGACGCUCUUGUCCCUGGUCACGAAGUAGCACAGAAGGCUGCAGCGUCGGCGAUAUUUCGGGCUCUGCAUGGCACUUGGAAGUCGUCGGAGCAGACAGCAGAUACUACUGGACGUAAAACAUCCUCUGGGACUCUGGCCUUUUACCCGCGGUACCCGACUAGCCCAGCAUAUGAUAGGGAGUAUGUCUGUGUGGAGACAGUGGAUUCAACCGGACGGGAACAGCCUACACGAGGCAAUGUGCGGUUCAUCAUGCGCUUAGCAGAAGUGGGCUUUGGUGUUGCCACUUCCCGAAUUGAGAUAUGGUCUUCGGGCUUGGCAGAUACCCUGUUAGCUGAUCAACUUAUCCAGGGUUGGGAGUUGACGCCAUUUUGCCAAGAGAGAAAAGACGGUACGGAUAUUCCUGGGGAAUAUGUGAUAUCCGCCAAGAGCCAAAGCGUUGAUUCAAGCUCUAGAGUCGAGUAUUUGUAUACUUUUCAUUUCAAGGGUGUUUCCAUCUUUUCCUGGGAAUGCGUUGAGGUGGACAAUUUGGGAGGGAAAACGGAGUUAACUUCCUAUUCCUACACAAGAGACUAA
Penicillium expansum is the source of this 2286-nucleotide messenger RNA. RefSeq lists its product as uncharacterized. NCBI's taxonomy places the organism in Eukaryota, Fungi, Ascomycota, Eurotiomycetes, Eurotiales, Aspergillaceae. The transcript is spliced from 3 exons. Gene Ontology annotation, molecular function: NADP binding; N,N-dimethylaniline monooxygenase activity; flavin adenine dinucleotide binding. The record is from RefSeq and is a predicted model, not a curated record. Bases 1 to 2286 code for a protein of 761 amino acids.